Molecule: messenger RNA, 2129 nt
Organism: Castor canadensis (American beaver)
Lineage: Eukaryota; Metazoa; Chordata; Mammalia; Rodentia; Castoridae
Source: RefSeq, a predicted model, not a curated record
AUGAGAACACACCCACGGUCUUCAGGAGUGAUUACAGAUAAAUACCUUCUUCCAGAAUCCAAAAUCAGCCAGAAAUGCAAGAUUUCUCAGAAAUGGAAGACUCUGCCCUGGCAGUUCUCCGUGGGUGGCCACCUGUCCCCAUGGCCUACCUACACCAGUGGCCAGACCAUUCUACAAAACCGAAAGCCCUGUUCUGAUGACUACGGGAAGCGAGCCAGCUGGCAGCAGCAUCCUCUGGGCAUUGCCAAGCCCAAAUACCUGGAACAGCUAGAAAACUACCUACGCAAGGAGCUCCUCCUGCUGGACCUGGGCACAGAUUCCACACAGGAGCUGAGGCUGCAGCCUUAUAGAGAGAUCUUCGAAUUCUUCAUAGAGGAUUUCAAGACGUACAAACCACUACUAUCUUCCAUCAAAAAUGCAUAUGAGGCGAUGCUGGUCCACCAAAGGGAGAAGAUUCAGGCCCUGGAGCCCCUGAAGGCCAAGCUUGUUUCUAUGAAUGAGGAAUGCAACCAGAGGAUCCUGGCCAUGCAGGCUGAAGAGAGGGAUGAAAUCUCUGUGCUCAAGAGAGAGAAGAUGAAUUUGCUAAAACUCAUAGACAAAAAGAAUGAGGAGAAGAUCUCACUGCAGAGUGAGGUGUCCAAGCUGAGAAAGAGCUUAGCUGAGGAGUACUUGCACUACCUCAGUGAGCGAGAUGCCCGCAAGAUCCUCAUUGGGGACCUGAAUGAGCUACGGUACCAGAGGGAAGAUGUAUCACUAUCCCAGUCUCCAGGUGUCUGGGGGGAGGACCCUGUGAAACUAACAUUGGCUCUGAAGAUGACCCGGCAAGACCUGACCCGAACGCAGAUGGAACUCAACACCAUGAAGGCCAACUUUGGAGACGUGAUACCCAGGAGAGACUUUGAAAUGCAGGAGAAGAUCAACAAGGAUCUUCAAGAGCAGUUGGACAGCCUGAGAGCUGACUAUGAAGAGGUGUGCAAAGAACAUGAACUACUGCUGCAGUUGCACAUGAGUACACUGAAAGAGCGGGACCAGUUCUUUUCUGAGCUGCAGGAAAUCCAGCGCACUUCCACACCUCGCCCUGACUGGGUCAAGUGUGAAGAUGUGGUGGCCGGGGGUCCAGAACGCUGGCGAAUGCUGGCUGAGGGAAAGAACAGUGACCAGCUGGUGGAUGUGCUCUUGGAAGAGAUUGGCGAGGGCCUUCUUCGGGAAAAAGACUUCUUUCCUGGUCUGGGCUAUGGGGAAAACAUCCCCUCUUUCCUUCGGUUUGAUGGCCUUGUGGAGAAUAAGAAGCCAAGCAAAAAAGAUGUGAUAAACCUCCUGAAGGAUGCCUGGAAGGAACGUCUCACAGAGGAGGAGAAAGAGACGUUCCCAGAUUUCUUCUUCAAUUUCCUGGAGCGUCGCUUUGGCCUCAGUGAUGCCAUAGCCUGGGCUUACACCAUUUUUGAAAAUAUCAAACUCUUCCGCUCCAAUGAGGUCAUGAGUCAGUUCUAUGCAGUCUUGAUGGGAAAGAUGACAGAGAGUACAUAUAUCAACCAAAAGGACAGAAUAGCCCAUCUGCUGAAGGAGAUGACAAAUGCUGAUACUCAGAAUGAGGGGUUACUAACCAUGGAGCAGUUCAGCACCAUCCUCAAGAACACAUUCCCCCUCAAGAAGGAAGAGCAAAUUCAGGAGCUGAUGGAGACAGGAGGCUGGCAACCCAACAGCAGCAAUUCAGACUUGCUCAACUACCACUUAUUGUUUACAGAGAAUGAAGAAGGCCAGAGUGAGCCCUUUGUACAAAAACUGUGGGAACAGUACAAGGAUGAGAAGGAACAAUACUUGCAGGAACUAAAGCAGGAGCUGGGCAGGAAUCCCCAUGAUGAGGUGACCCUCUCCAAACUGCAUGGGGCUCUGAUGACCAUUGACCCAAGCCUGGACAAGCAGACGGUCAUCGCCUACCUGAGCCAGGCGUUCGAGCUCCCUGUGUCAGAACUUCCAGAGGAGGAUAAUGAGAAGCAGGAGGGCACUGUGAUACAGCUCCAGACGGUACUGGAACGGCUUCGAUUAGCUGACAUAAAGCGCAUGGGGCCUCGAGAGCCAGAGCCUGCAAGCUAGGACCACUGUGGGCACCCUGAGUGCUCCAGUACUGC